UGCUUGUGCCAAACAGGUAAACAGGCAUAAAUCUCAAUGGGAGAAGAAAACCAAACUUUCGUGGCUGAGUUUAUCUUCCUCGGUCUUUCACGGGACUUACAGACCCAGAUCCUUUUAUUUAUCCUUUUUCUCAUCAUUUAUCUAUUGACUGUGCUUGGAAACCUGCUUAUUAUCAUUCUCAUCUUCAUAGAUUCUCGACUUCACACACCCAUGUACUUUUUUCUUAGAAAUCUUUCUUUCACAGAUCUCUGUUUCUCUACUAGCAUUGUCCCUCAAGUGUUGAUCCACUUCCUGGUAAAUAGGAAAACAAUUUCUUUUUUUGGAUGUAUGACACAGAUAAUUGUCUUCCUUCUGGUUGGUGGAACAGAGUGUGCACUGCUAGCAGUGAUGUCCUAUGACCGCUAUGUGGCUGUCUGCAAGCCCCUGCACUACUCCACCAUCAUGACCGAACAGGUUUGCCUCCAGUUGGCCAUAGCAUCCUGGGCCAGUGGGGCACUUGUGUCUCUGGUGGAUACCUCCUUUACUUUCCAACUUCCUUAUCGAGGACAGAAUAUUAUCAAUCACUACUUUUGUGAACCUCCUGCACUCCUGAAGCUGGCUUCAGCAGAUACCUACAGCACAGAAAUGGCUAUCUUUGCAAUGGGCGUGGUCAUCCUCUUAGCUCCUAUCUCCCUAAUCCUUGUCUCCUACUGGAAUAUUAUCUCCACUGUGAUCCAGAUGCAGUCUGGGGAAGGGAGGUUCAAGGCUUUCUCUACCUGUGGCUCCCAUCUCAUUGUUGUUGUCCUCUUUUAUGGAUCAGCAAUAUUCACCUACAUGCGGCCAAACUCCAAGACCACAAAAGAGCGGGAUAAGAUGAUAACUGUGUUCUAUACAGUGAUAACACCAAUGUUGAAUCCCAUUAUUUAUAGCCUGAGAAACAAGGAUGUCAAAGGGGCUCUAAGGAAACUAACUGUAAGAAAGUCUUUUUCUCAGAGACAGUGA
This is a messenger RNA of Pteropus alecto (black flying fox), 981 nucleotides long. Its product is annotated as olfactory receptor 2D3. Gene Ontology annotation, cellular component: membrane. NCBI's taxonomy places the organism in Eukaryota, Metazoa, Chordata, Mammalia, Chiroptera, Pteropodidae. The transcript has a single exon. The coding region runs from base 37 to 981 and encodes 314 amino acids. The record is from RefSeq and is a predicted model, not a curated record. Gene Ontology annotation, biological process: G protein-coupled receptor signaling pathway. Gene Ontology annotation, molecular function: G protein-coupled receptor activity; olfactory receptor activity.